AUUGGUCAGGGGCAAAUACCACUGGCUGUGCGUCCUCAGUCACUCUGUGCCACUUCGCCAGGUUGGAGCCAAAGGAAAGUUUGAAAAAUGAACCUUUUGGGAAGCCUUAUUGUGGGACUUGUCAUCUUGGGUGUGGCAGCAACGGCCCCAACUCCAGAGUCCAUCAAUUAUGACUCAGAAACUUACGAUGCUACCUUGGAAGACCUGGACCAAACAUACAACUAUGAACACAUACCCAUUGAUCAGGCUCAGAUUGAAAUAGUGACAGCUAUGCCUUCAGGAAACAGCGAGCUCCUCACUCCGCCCCCACAGCCAGAAGAGGUUCAAGAGGAGGAGGAAGAAGAGUCCACGCCGAGGCUGAUUGAUGGGUCCUCCCCACAGGAGCCUGAAUACACCGGGGUUCUGGGCCCCCACACCAAUGAAGACUUUCCAACGUGCCUUCUGUGUACCUGUAUAAGUACAACUGUAUACUGUGAUGAUCAUGAACUUGAUGCUAUUCCUCCACUGCCCAAGAACACUGCUUAUUUCUACUCUCGCUUUAACAGAAUUAAAAAGAUCAACAAAAAUGACUUUGCAAGCCUAAAUGAUUUGAAAAGGAUUGAUCUGACAUCAAAUUUAAUAUCAGAGAUUGAUGAAGAUGCAUUUCGAAAGCUGCCUCAACUUCGAGAGCUUGUCCUGCGUGACAACAAAAUAAGGCAGCUUCCAGAAUUGCCAACAACUUUGACAUUUAUUGAUAUUAGCAACAACAGGCUUGGAAGGAAAGGAAUAAAGCAAGAAGCAUUUAAAGAUAUGUACGAUCUCCAUCAUCUCUACCUUACUGAUAACAACUUAGACCACAUCCCUCUGCCACUCCCAGAAAGCCUUCGAGCCCUUCACCUCCAGAAUAACAACAUUCUGGAGAUGCAUGAAGAUACUUUCUGCAAUGUUAAAAAUUUGACUUAUAUCCGUAAGGCCCUGGAGGACAUUCGGUUAGAUGGAAAUCCCAUUAACCUCAGCAAGACUCCUCAAGCAUACAUGUGUCUACCUCGUUUGCCUAUUGGCAGUCUUGUCUAA
Messenger RNA from Ochotona curzoniae (black-lipped pika), 1053 nucleotides. It is a transcript of the gene EPYC, whose product is annotated as epiphycan. The transcript has 7 exons. The record is from RefSeq and is a predicted model, not a curated record. NCBI's taxonomy places the organism in Eukaryota, Metazoa, Chordata, Mammalia, Lagomorpha, Ochotonidae. Gene Ontology annotation, molecular function: protein binding. Bases 88 to 1053 code for a protein of 321 amino acids.